CGGACUGUACUGCGCAAGCGCGGGCGAACUGCUUUGGCUCCACAUGCAAAAUAUGAACAAGUUUGCCGGCUGAAUUUAUUGGGCUAUAUAACACUAGAAAGAAAACAAGUUCAUGCAAAGUCCUUUAGGAUCAUCAACAAUUAUGGCAGUGUUUUGCUUUCGCCUGAGGUGAACCCUUCGAUGCUAGCCUUGUUUAAACUAUUUAUGCCUUUGAAGCAUGUGAUGUCCUGCAUGGUAUUUAUAUGUGGAGAUUAUCAGCUGUUCAAGUGUUAGACUCUUGUAAAUACAGAAAUGACUUUGUCAGUAAAAGGGGGCAGCGGGGAGCAGACCCAAGCAAAUCCCCCCGCAACCACACCCCCCUCACAACCUACCCAACCUGCUACCCCAGCAAGCUCUGAGCCGACAAACACAGAGCAGCUGGAAGACAAAAAUGCAGAUGGAAAUCAGGCAUCAGAGGAAAGUGAACUUUUACUUGCGAAUGGGGAGCCGGCAUUUCCUUUGGCUGAACUCUCAAAACUUGAUGAGAUGAUAAAUAGGCCAAGAUGGGUGGUACCAGUGUUACCCAAAGGAGAGCUUGAGGUUCUACUCGAUGUGUCUAUCAAGCUGUGCCGUGCUGGACUAGACACUAAAAGCGAGGACUGUCAGCGAUUCUUCAGGGAUGGCCUAACAACUUCUUUUCAUAAAAUUCUUAAUGAUGAAGCUGUAAAUGGUUGGAAAUAUGAAAUUCAUAGGUGCAUUUUAAAGAACACAGAAAAACUUAUAGAACUCUGCGUAACCAAGCUGUCGCAGGACUGGUUUCCUCUUCUGGAUCUCCUAGCUCUGGCAUUCAACCCAUUGUCCAGGUUCAACAUUUAUAAUGGUGCACGUCCGUCCGAGUCCUUACCCCAAGGUGCUCCUGUAACAGAGGGCAUUACACAGUAUGCUAAAUCGCCAGACGCCAGGUCACCCAAGGGCUGGCUUGUGGAUUUAGUGAACAAGUUUGGUUCCCUAGAUGGCUUUAGCAUACUCAGAGACAGGAUAUGUGGCAAAGAAAAUCUCACUGUUCCCUUAUUGUCGGCUCUUCUCAAGCCAUUUGGUAGUUGUGCUGAGGUUCUCACUCCACAGACCGUAGAGGAAUACUUUCUUCCAGUAAUUGAUUUUGUUCCUGGCUUUCUUGAGAGUUUAUCAGACCAGGAGCUUAAAAAGGAGGCCAAAAACGAAGCCAAGAAUGAUGCUUUAUCAUCUAUAAUUAAGGCAUUGAAAAAUCUAGCAGGAAAAAUAACCUCUAAAGAAGACAUCCCUAAACAGCUAGAAACUUUUAGAUUAAAGAUGAUUCUGAGACUUCUACAAAUCUCUUCUUUCAAUGGAAAGAUGAAUGCAUUGAAUGAGAUAAACAAGGUGAUAAGCAGUGUGUCAUAUUACACCCAUCGUCACACAACAGCAGAUGAGGAGGAGUGGCUAACUGCUGAAAGAAUGGCUGAAUGGAUUCAUGCAAAUAAAGUUCUGUCGAUAGUACUUAAGGAUAACCUUCAUCAACCGCAGUAUGUGGAAAAGCUUGAAAAGAUCAUCCGGUUUGUGAUCAAGGAAAAGGCCUUGUCUUUGGAUGACCUAGACAGUAUAUGGGCAGCACAGAUUGGUAAGCAUGAUGCCAUCAUCAAGAAUAUCCAUGACCUACUCGCAAAACUGGCUUGGGACUUUUCUCCAGAGCAACUAGACCAUCUCUUCUCCUGCUUCCAAGAAAGCUGGACAUGUGCCAGUAAAAAGCAGCGAGAGAAACUCCUGGAGUUGAUCAGAAGGCUUGCUGAGGAUGAUAAGGAAGGUGUCAUGGCACAUAAGGUUCUUGGCUUGCUCUGGAGUCUUGCUCAUAGUGAUGACGUACCCAUUGACAUCAUGGACCUUGCCCUGAGUGCACACAUCAAGAUCUUGGACUACAGCUGCUCACAGGACCGUGACUCACAGAAGACUCAGUGGAUUGACAGAUGUGUUGAAGAGUUGCGCAAUGACAGCUGGGUAUUACCUGCCCUAAAGCACAUCAAGGAGAUCUGCAUGCUAUUCUACGAGGCUCCUCAGAACUACUCACACAUGCAAAGAAACCCCCAUGUGUUCUACCGACAUGAGGUCAUAAAUCAGCUUCAGAUGACCCAUUCCCUGGUCACGCUUGUGGCAGAUAACCUUGCAAAAUACAUGGAGAAGGUCACAUCCCUUGUAGCAGGGAAAAAUGACGUAGAUGUGAAUGAGUUCUUACCAGAUGGCAGAUACAAUCACGCCCAACAAGUCCAAGAACGCCUAACAUUUCUAAGAUUUCUAUUGAAAGAUGGCCAGUUGUGGCUCUGUGAGCCACAAGCCAAGUUGAUCUGGCAAUGUCUGGCCGAGAAGGCCGUGUUUCCAUCUGAUAGAGAGUGUUGCUUUAAGUGGUUCUCCAAGCUGAUGGGAGAUGAGCCCGAUCUGGACCCAGAAAUCAGUCUGUCAUUUUUCGAAGGGAAUGUUCUCAAGCUUGACCCUGCACUAUUAACUGAGAAUGGAAUAAAAUGCUUUGAAAGAUUUUUCCGAGGAGUGAAUAUCAAAGAGCAUAAGCUAGUGAGCAAGCGGCGAGCCUACCUUAUAGAGGAUCUGGACUUGGUUGGAGUUGACUAUCUCUGGCAGGUGGUCCUCCGCAGUUCAGAUGAGAUCGCCAGCAGGGCAAUAGAACUUAUCAAGGAGACCUAUACUAAUCUGGGACCAAGUCUUAGAGCCAAACAGCUUGAAAUUCACGACAAGUUUAUCCAGACUUGCACGGGUAAAAUCCAGCAGUCUGCUAAAUUAUUCACCAACCAAGAGCCUCACAAGGAAGGCGACCACCAAGUGGAGGUCAGUCACGUUAACCUGCGCCAAGAGGCGACACGGGUGGUGCGGUGUCUCACUGUGCUCAAGGAAUACGUGGCUGAGUGUGAUGAUGAUCACAUGGAGGAGCGAGCAAUUCUGCCUCAUGGAAGAUCGUGUCGUGGACGCCAUGUGUCAUUGAUUGUACGUUUCCCGUCUCACGGACGGCAAGGGGAGGAGUUUGAAAUCUGGUCUCACACGAACGAAUCAAUAGCAUCUGUCAGAAGACACAUUCUGAGCAGAAUAAAAGUGGCUUCUCAAGCAACCAAAGUAGAUCUUUAUGUAAAUGGAGAACUUCUAUGUCCAUCGGAUGAUAGAAGACUAGUAUUCCAAGUUCCACUUAGAGACAGAACACUUAUCACCGCUAAAGUGGGCACAAUAGAAUCCUCUAUGCCUUCGUCCCCCGACUCCUCCUCUGAGUCUUCAACAGGGUCAACCACGCCCGCUCUUGACGGUCCAAACCUUGAGGCGGAGAACUGUCUCCCAGGCGUGAUGUUAUCCAAACGCCAUACCUUUUUACAAUACCUGGUUCACCUGGCCGACCUAGCAAUAGAAAAUAACAUAUCUGAGUUACGAGACGUGGUCCGACAACUUCUAGAAUUAAUACCUCCAGAUACCCACACUGUAGAAAAGAUCAAGAAUAUUUGUCGCGACCAUGCUGAGAAUGGAGCAAAAGCCUCUUCCGAGAAAUUGGAAACUGUUUUUUUCCCUAAAUCACCUAUGCAAACCUUAUACAACCUGGAGCUGACGUAUGCGUUAUUGAUGCCUGCAACAUCAGUCUCACAGGAGUCAACGUUUGAAUUUCAAGUCGAUUUCCUGAAAAGUGGUGGCAUCCCAUGUGUGAUAAGCAUGUUAACGAACUCAGAGUUCUUUAGCAAGGCAGACGUUAUUAUUAAAAGAUCUGCAUAUAAUGCGCUACUUAAACACAGUAAGCUAUUAUUCACCGUUAUCGGGCACGCCCAAGUCACGGUUGUCGCAGAAGCCAUUAAUCCGUCUGAGUCUUCCCCCAAUGGCCAACAGCUCGCGCCCUUCCCCGCGAGUGUCCACAAUGCUGUGGUAGUCCUGCAGCAGGCUCUGGUCUUCAUCCCAAACCCAAACACCGAGUGCAUGCUAAAAAACGUGGCGGUCAGGCUGGCACGCAAGAUGGGUAAAGGGGCGACCGGUCACGUCCCAGACCUAAAGGUCAUCAAGGCUGUGCAGCAACUUGCAUGGGCGAGUGCAGGGGGCACCUUACAACUAAUUGACGGCAGCCCUGAAGACAUCAGCAAAACGUUUGAAAAGGCCUCUCAGGAGAUGCUAGACCAAGACGAUGUGCUAGUCGCCAAAGAAGCACUUGAGGUUUUAACAGUAUGUCUUGCUCUCUGUCCUUCUGCAAUCGACUCUCUGAACAAAGACAAGUCAUGGCAGUCGUUUGUCAUCGAUCUUCUUAUCCUCUGCCCAAACAGGGCGGUGCGGUUCAGUGCGGCGGACCAGUUCUUUUUGUUGGCAACAAGGUGUUCUCCUGGUCACCGACCCAUUAUCUUUUUCAUCACUCUCCUCUUCACUGUUCUAAUGAAUACUGUCAAGGAGCACCCGUCUUCUUCACACGAUUACUUCAACUUAUUGUGCAGAUUGCUUAAUCAUGCAUUUUUCACCAACUGCCCGCUGGCCACAGCUGAGGUGCUUCUAAAGAAUGAGAUCAGCUGGCUUAAAAAGACAAAGGAUGCUGUGCUUACGUCUCAAGAGGAGUGCCGCAUUCCUGUUGAUGAGUGUCUAUUGGAGGGUCACCUGGGCAUUACCAGAGAGCUGCUCCUUUUCCAAAGCCCACAGAACAAGCUAACGAUCGGCUCGCAGGCUGGUGGUGGCAAUCUUGUAAAGGAACUCGUUGAAGAUUUUAUAUUUCCCGCCUCUAAACUCGUACUUGAAGCAAGAAAUGGCAACUGUGAUGUGUGGAAUCGUCGAGUCGUGCCUGUCUGCUCUACUCCUGCAACGCUGGUCGCUGGCUUCGACCUUCUAGUCGCCUUGUGUACUGGGUGCGUCCAGAAUCUACGACUGUUAGCAGACAUGCUACUGGAUAUGUACUACUCAGAUAAUUCGUCGGUCACAGAGUGGGAGCAUCUGCCCCCUAUUGGACCACGCCCAUACAUGGGCUAUGUGGGUCUGAAGAAUGCCGGUGCGACGUGCUACAUGAACUCUGUUAUUCAGCAGCUAUUCAUGAUCCCGGAGCUGCGCAAAGGGGUGCUAGCGGUAGAGGGCGCUGCCGCCGAGGAAGAAGAAGACCCCUCAGUCGAGCUAGAGGAGAAGUCCGAGAGUGAAAGUACAAUCGACACGGGAUACCAUUCAGAGGAGAGCAGCAAAGAUUUAGAGACCCAGGGAGGGGAAGCACGGGAUAAGGCGCAGGAACAGAAGAACUAUCAGGUCAACGUGCUGCGACAAAUCCAGUACAUCUUUGGUCACUUGUCUCAGAGCCAGCUGCAGUUCCACAUUCCUAAGGGCUUUUGGAAGACCUUCAAGUUUCUGGGCGAGCCUGUGAAUCUCCGUGAGCAGCACGAUGCAUUAGAGUUUUUCAACAACCUCCUAGACAAUCUCGACGAGGGGAUGAAGGUACUUGGCAAUGAACCAAUCUUCUCCAAGGUCCUGGGCGGGUCCUUCGCGGACCAGAAGAUCUGCAAGGGUUGUCCCCACAGGUACUCCCGCGAGGCACCCUUCAUCGCACUGAACGUGGAUAUCAGGAACCAUCAGAGCCUGCACGACUCUAUGGAGCAGUUUGUAAAGGGAGAUCUGCUGGAAGGGGCCAACGCUUACCACUGCGAAAAGUGUGAUAAAAAGGUUGACACAGUGAAGAGGAUGUGCAUCAGCAAGCUACCUCGCGUCAUGGCUAUCCAGCUCAAAAGAUUUGAUUACGACUGGGAACGGGAAUGUGCGGUUAAGUUCAAUGACUAUUUUGAGUUUCCGCGCGAGAUCGACAUGGAACCGUAUACGGAACUCGGACUUGCCAAAGCUGAGGGAGAAAUUCCACCCGAGCUGGUAGCCGAGUCCGAGAAGCAUGACCCUCCACCCCAGGCCCUCAGCACUCAUUAUCGGCUGAGAGGGAUCCUGGUACACAGUGGUCAAGCGAGUGGUGGUCAUUAUUACUGUUACAUACUACAGAGGUCUAGCUCAGACGAUUCCCAUCGCUGGUACAAGUUUGAUGACGGUGAUGUCUCCGAAUGCAAGAUGGAGGAUGACGAGGAAAUGAAGGCUCAAUGCUUUGGCGGCGAGUACAUGGGGGAAGUGUUUGAUCACAUGUUGAAACGGAUGUCAUACCGCCGACAGAAGCGAUGGUGGAACGCAUACAUCUUGUUCUACGAGCGCGAGGAUAUCAUCGACACUAGCAACACCCCGGAGUCUGUCCAAGCUCUAAAGAUGCCCCCGAGUAUCGAGCGCGCAGUGCGUAAACAAAACGUGCACUUCUUGCAUAACCGAACCCAGUACAGCCCCGAGUACUUCCAGUUUAUGCGUAAGCUGGUUACGGCCAAUGCUGGGCUCGAGAACGCGGCUGGCAUGGAAGAGCUCGCGAUGAUAAGCAUCAAACUUGUGUCACGGUUCCUAUUUACCACCGGCUUCCACACAAAGAAAACCGUCAGGGGUCCCGCUAACGAAUGGUACGAUGCAGUGGCCGCUCUAUUGCGCCAGAGCUCCGCUGUCAGGUGGUGGUUCGCCAAGGAAGUGUUGUUCGCUCAACCAGACAGAUUCAGCGAAUACCUUCUAGAGAGCCCGACUGCUGAGGUACGUCACGCAUUUGCCAAGAUUCUGGUGUUUCUUGCGCACCACACACGGCUGGACGGACCAUGUGGCCCGAUCCCCGGGCUUCCCGAGUCAGAGCUGGAUAACAAGGCCACCUUGAGCGAUCACAUCCUGCGGGCAGUGCUGGGAUUGCUGAAGAAAGAGGUGCCGGAACAUGGUCGACACGUGCAGCAGUACUUUCAGUUCUUCCUUAUGUACGCCACAUUUGGUGCAGCAGAGAAAGCCCAACUGCUCUCAUUCGGUGUUCCCGCCACGUUCAUGCUUGUGGCAGUCGACGAGGGUCCAGGCCCUCCGCUGCGUUACGCGGAGCUCGGCAAGCUGUAUAGCGUGGUGGCUCAGCUGGUGCGUAGCUGUGAUGUGUCAGCUCGGAUGCAGUCGUCCAUGGGGAGCCCUCCGCUUGCCAAUCCCUUUGGAGAGGGGCAGCCUUUGAUGGACCUUCAGCCAGACGUCACCGAAGCGCUCUUUAACAAAUUCACCUAUCUGAAGAAAGUUAUAGAGGACACGACGUCAUCAGAAGAGACGCUUAAGCUACUCAGGUUCUGUUGUUGGGAGAACCCUCACUUCUCACGCGCGGUGCUAAGCGAACUUCUAUGGCAGGUCGCAUACUCAUACACGUAUGAGCUCCGUCCGUACUUCGACCUGCUGCUUCAGAUGUUACUGCUGCAGGACUCUUGGCAGAGCCACCGGAUUCACAACACACUGCGGGGGAUCCCGGAUGACAAAGACGGGCUCUUUGAGAUAAUCAACCGCUCCAAGAACCACUACCAGAAACGCGCAUACCAGUGUAUCAAGUUUAUGGUCGCGCUUUUCACAAAUUGCCAAAUGGCGCAUCAGAUUCUGCUCACCUCUCCGGACUUGAAACGCAAGUGGACGUGGGCCAUGGAGUGGCUAGGCGACGAGCUCGACAGGCGGCCGUAUGCCGGUGGCGCUAACUACACUUACAACAAUUGGUCGCCGCCAGCUCAAUCGAACGAGACUUCGAAUGGGUAUUUCCUUGAACGGUCUCACAGUGCUCGACUGACACUCGCCAAAGCUUGCGACCUGUGUCCUGAGGAGGAGCAGGAGGAGGGCGAGUGUGAGGCCGACAAUGGAGACACCCCAGAAGAUGGAGCGGAACAAGCACUCGACCAAGACCCCGCUCCGCCGCCUGACGAUGAGCAAGGCAAUGGUGGCGAGGAGCCUGUGACCUAUCCCGAAGACAAACCUUCAAACGAGACCGCCGAAUGAGGCACUACGAGUGUCCUAAUGAAGAAAUCCGGGAAAUGACUCGACCCUCGCGGUCUACCGGGUCAGGUUGUGCAAUAGGUGAUAAGCACAAACCAGAGUUUUCCCUCUCAAAACCUUCGCACCCAUCCCUCCAAGGUUGAAACUUUGUAAUUUAUUUUCUAUUUAACUCAAGAAGAUAAGUGUUCGGGUUGGAUGCACUAUGACGUGAUCUAGUUGUCGUAGAUUCGAUCUGUCUGUGGGGUUUUAUUUUAAGGUCUGUUAUCGCUAUGUCAAAUGUAUAAAGAAUAACCGGAUAUAUGUGUGCCAUUUACAGACAUUCUGUCUCUACCGUAGCGUUUGCUUGCAGGCAACGGAGUGCAGUUUUAUUGCAAAAAUGCCAGGGUUCUCAUUUGCGACUUUUUGCGCCUUUAUGCUAUUUUGCAUACCAAAUUUCUGGCGACGUUUGCUCCCCAAUGCUAAGGCGAACAGGCCAACAGACUAAUCUUAAACUAGUUGAACUACUGAUUGUUUCUCGGUGCCGUUAUUGUUUUGGACGGUGUGCUAGGAUCUUAUAGAGCUUUUAUUUUGUCUAAAAUGAUUCGCGGCUCGAUUUCAGAGACUGUCAAGCUAAAAUGAACUAGUUUAUUCUCUCGAUGUCUUUAUAUAUAUAAAGUCUAAUCAAUGACAGUAUUUUCAAGUUGUAAUUGUUCUGUAUUUGCCAAGAUGAGUUUUUGGAUUUUCUGUUGUGUCGGAUGAUAUUUAGAAUAAGGAAGCACCGCCCUCGGGUCCAACUUCUUGGUUUGUCCAGUUCGUAGGUUUUGUGCGAUGUUUUAGUGGAACAUAUUGAGCAAAUGCUUUUAAAUAGGCAGAGAAAAUGAAAUAAAAUCAUUAAAUAUGA
This is a messenger RNA of Nematostella vectensis (starlet sea anemone), 8707 nucleotides long. Its product is annotated as probable ubiquitin carboxyl-terminal hydrolase FAF-X. The coding region runs from base 292 to 7830 and encodes 2512 amino acids. The transcript is spliced from 64 exons. Gene Ontology annotation, molecular function: cysteine-type endopeptidase activity; cysteine-type deubiquitinase activity. Lineage: Eukaryota; Metazoa; Cnidaria; Anthozoa; Actiniaria; Edwardsiidae. Gene Ontology annotation, cellular component: nucleus; cytosol. The record is from RefSeq and is a predicted model, not a curated record. Gene Ontology annotation, biological process: cell migration; protein deubiquitination.